Messenger RNA from Hirsutella rhossiliensis, 957 nucleotides. RefSeq lists its product as uncharacterized. The record is from RefSeq and is a predicted model, not a curated record. NCBI's taxonomy places the organism in Eukaryota, Fungi, Ascomycota, Sordariomycetes, Hypocreales, Ophiocordycipitaceae. Bases 1 to 957 code for a protein of 318 amino acids. The transcript is spliced from 2 exons.
AUGAAUGGCCGCGUCCAUCCCUACGCCCUUGCGUGGGAGGUCGAGCAACGAGACGGUCUUGAGUCUGGCGCCGGAGGCAUCCUUCUCUACACUAUGCCCGCCCUUAUCAUCCGCGACCAAGGCUACCAGCCCGUUCUUCCUAGGCUCUUUGCCUCCAUGGACAGCUUCCCCGUAUCCCGCCCAUCGUUUCCUUCACCGGCCUCAUCGUUGGCCCCGGCCACUCCUGCUACGACAGGACCUUCUGCCAGGUCUGGACGCCACCCAGCUGAGGUGCUGCGGCUUCCUCCAGCUUUCGACCUAUAUCACCCGGGAUCCCUGACAAGAUCCUCUCAGGGCUUCCACCCGUUUCAGGUCUUCGUCAUCUUCCCCAUCCGCGCCAACCCGUGGGCCAUCCUUUGCAAGAAGAUGGCCGAGAGGCGGGACUCUCAAUUCCAUACUAAUAUCUCCUUCACCUGCACGGGCAAGGUCGCUGGCCUCCUCGAUCACCGCGUCAUGGUCCACCAGCCGAGCUCCGACAGAGACUACAUCUUCAUCGUCGUCCCGGAUUCUUGGACUUUUCUCGACAAGACCGCCACCACCGCAGCCGCGUCGGCCUUAGCCCUCACAUCGCCACCGAAGCGGCAACCGUCCUCCGCUUCGGCGGCCUUCCAGGAUGCCCGCGCUGCCUCUUUCUCUGUCGCUACACCUGGCGCCCUCCCGCCGAGUCCUCCGCCUUCGGCUUCGACUUCGGCUUCGGCCGAUCCCGUUACACCGCUGCAGAAGCGUCCUUGUCCCGAGCCCGCCGACACGCCAACGAAGAAACCGCGCCUGUUGCAGCUGGCCUCAAAACCUUCCUCAUCGGCCGCCACUGGAAGCUCUGCCACUCAAUCGUUCUCUUUCCGCUGCCUCUUCUUCCUUCGAGCCGGAGACGAUGAGACAGAGUCCUGCCUCGGGAACCGUCUUGGGACCCGCCGUUGA